CUCUCCUCUCUACGAACAAUUAACUACCAAGUAUCUCUUUACCGAACACACGCUUUUCUAUUCUUGCGUUUCGUGGUUUUGCAUUGGCUCACAUUGAACAGGACAGACGAUAUAACGGUGACUGACCCUGGCACGGAACCUCUUUAAUUGCCCUGGUAUAAACCAGUAUGGCCUCCGACGGCAAUACAGGUUCUGUGAAAGAGCAACCGCACAAUAAAGUGCCAUCUCAACAACUUCACCAGCAACCACAAGGACCCCCUCUCAAUGUCAUCGCCCUGAUCUCAGGAGGGAAAGACUCCCUAUUCUCCAUACUCCACUGCCUAGCCAACGGCCACAACGUUGUCGCCCUCGCCAACCUCCACCCACCCAAGCACCAAUCCCCCAAUGGCACGCUUUCAGAAGAUGAGGAAGGUGAUGACCUCAAUAGUUAUAUGUAUCAAACCGUUGGUCACACCGUCAUUCCUCUCUACUCACAGGCUCUCAACCUCCCCCUCUACCGCCAGGAGAUCCUCGGCACUGCCGUCAACACAUCGAGGGACUACUCCGCGCACUCUCUAACCGCCAGUCAAUCCUCGUCCCCAACUUCAACAUCAUCAGACGAAACCGAAUCCCUAAUUCCGCUCCUCCGGAAAGUCAUGGCCGCACACCCAUCUGCCAACGCCAUCUCGACCGGCGCAAUCCUGAGCACGUACCAGCGGACGCGUGUCGAGUCCGUCGCGCUGCGCCUCGGCCUCGUCCCGCUGUCCUACCUGUGGCAGUACCCUCUGCUGCCGCCGUACUCGCAGUGCGGGCUGCUUCGAGACAUGGUGACCGUGGGGCAAGACUCCCGGAUCAUCAAGGUUGCGUCUGGAGGGCUGGACGCGAGUUUUGUUUGGGAGGACGUCGCGGCCGAGAGGACGAUCAAGAGGAUGCAAAGGGCAAUGGCGAGGUUUGGGGAGAACGGGGACGGGGCGAUACUGGGCGAGGGGGGAGAGUUCGAGACUUUGGCUGUUGACGGGCCUGGCGUGCUGUGGAAGGGGAGGAUUGAGAUUGAGGAGGAUGGGGUUGUGACGGGUGAGGGGGGGAAUGUGGUCUUCAGGGGAAAGAACCAGAGGGUGGUCCAGAAAGAAGAGAAUGACGAGAGGAGAGGACUGGAGGAUCUGAGGAUGCCGGACGUGUGGGACGACGAGUUCAAGUCUGUCUUGGAUGCCCUCACGUUGUCGAUCAACGAUACACCGACGGUGACGAUAUCACCCCGUCCCUCACCAUCAUGCACCAUCACCCUCCCCAUCAACACCAUAUACACCACCCCCUCAACCCUCACCCUCUCCAACUUCAGCAACCCACCCUCUACUUCUCCAGCCGCCCCCUCAACUCAGCUCCUCAAGAUCCUCGAAACCGUAACCACAAUGCUCUUCAACCACAACCUCACCCCGAGCUCAAUAUCCCAUACCACCCUGAUCCUCCGCCACAUAUCCCUCUUCGCGCCCUUGAACGAACUCUACGCCUCCAUCUUCCCCUCUCCAAAUCCACCUUCCCGCGUCACCGUCGCGUGCGGCGAUUCCCUGCCCCCAGGAAUCGACGUCAUGCUCUCCGCCAUUGUGCCCUACCACCACGCAGAAGAGAGGAGGGGACUUCACGUGCAGAGUCGCUCGUACUGGGCUCCCGCAAACAUUGGUCCGUACUCGCAAGCCAUCUGCUCGCCUCUCCCUUCGAGACCGUGGGAGGCGAGGGGUGCGGAGGUCGUCUACGUGGCUGGACAGAUUCCUCUCGUGCCAUCUACCAUGGAACCACCCCCUCCAAGUCCGACGAGGGGACAUUUCGCGAAGGAAACGACGCUGGCGCUACAGCACCUGUGGCGGAUUGGACGCGCGAUGGAGGUCCGGUGGUGGGCGGCGGGCGUCGCGUAUAUUUCCUCACCCCAAUCUUCGACAACAUGUCUCUCAGACGAAGAAGUCAGCGCGCGUGUCCGCGUGGCGCAGAACGCGUGGCGAAGCAUCCACGAAAUGUACCUUCGAAACCGCACGUCCACUUCCGAUUCCGAUUCCAACGACGAAGAUGAAGACGUGGAUCCAUGGGACGCGAGGAACAAACCUGGCGCUGGUGUCUCGAUGGACGACACGACGUUCCGAGCCCCUAUCCCGGACCCCGACGCUGUGGUGAGGCGAGGCUGUCGCGAAGAGGAGGUGGAAAUCCCGCCUUGCUUCGUAGUCCAGGUCGCGGAGCUCCCUCGCAGCGUGAGUGUCGAGUGGCAUAGCACCGGAAUCGCUAGGGGCAAGGUCGAGCCUUUCCCAGACGGGAGCGUAGCGGUCGUGGGGACGGGGACGACGUUCUUUGCCGUGGAGGUUGGGAUUGAUGGUGAUGGUGGUGGAUGGGAGGAAAUGGCGCAUCGGGUUAAGGGGUUGGAGCAUGGGACUUUGUAUGUUGCUGAUGGUGCCGAUAGUGCUGAUUUUGGUCCAGAAGAGAGGUUCGGAGAGCUGCAGUGGGUGCCUUGCCAGAGGGUUUGGGGCAGAGAUGGGAGGGAGGUUAGUGCUGUUGUUGUGGGGAGGGUGAGUGUUGAUGAUCGAGGGAGUAUCGAUUGAAGUUGUUGAGCUUCACGGAAUCUUGACUUGAUCGAGAACUAAUCAUGCAUCCAUUCUUAGCAUUGACGUAGGUAGUACUUCUAUGGUAUGGCUCUAUCAAGAUGCAGUAGUGGUGGUAUUGCCACCCACCGUCCAAUAAACGGUUUAUUCUACUUCCUA
Aaosphaeria arxii CBS 175.79 is the source of this 2720-nucleotide messenger RNA. Its product is annotated as adenine nucleotide alpha hydrolases-like protein. Gene Ontology annotation, molecular function: diphthine-ammonia ligase activity. Gene Ontology annotation, biological process: protein histidyl modification to diphthamide. The record is from RefSeq and is a predicted model, not a curated record. The transcript is spliced from 3 exons. The coding region runs from base 168 to 2561 and encodes 797 amino acids. NCBI's taxonomy places the organism in Eukaryota, Fungi, Ascomycota, Dothideomycetes, Pleosporales.